CCUCGCGCCGGGCGCUGCGGCGGCGUCAGCUGACCGCGGGUCACGUGACCCCCGGCGGGUGAGCGGGCGGCGGCGCCGGGGAUGGAGCAGUGACGCAUCUUGCCUUUGUCCUCCAGAAUCAGCAAACAUCAAGAUAAAGGCACAAAAAUGACAGAGUUUUGGCUGAUUUCUGCUCCUGGGGAAAAAACCUGUCAGCAGACAUGGGAGAAGCUACAUGCAGCAACUACAAAACAUAACAAUCUUUCUACUAAUUCAAAGUUCAAUAUUCCAGACUUGAAGGUUGGCACACUGGAUGUUUUGGUUGGUUUGUCAGAUGAGCUGGCUAAACUGGAUGCGUUUGUGGAGAGUGUUGUAAAGAAGGUGGCUCAGUAUAUGGCUGAUGUUCUAGAAGACAGUAAAGAUAAAGUUCAGGAGAAUCUUCUGGCUAAUGGAGUUGACUUGGUCACCUAUAUAACAAGGUUCCAAUGGGAUAUGGCCAAAUACCCAAUCAAGCAAUCCUUGAAGAAUAUUUCAGAAAUUAUUGCAAAGGGAGUAAACCAGAUUGACAAUGAUCUAAAAGCAAGAGCCUCGGCAUACAAUAAUCUGAAAGGGAAUCUUCAGAAUUUGGAAAGAAAGAACGCGGGAAGCUUGCUAACCAGAAGUCUUGCUGAUAUUGUAAAGAAAGAGGACUUUGUACUUGAUUCAGAAUAUUUGGUCACAUUAUUAGUGAUUGUGCCAAAGUUAAAUUACAAUGACUGGGUUAAGCAGUAUGAAACACUAGCAGAGAUGGUUGUACCUCGUUCCAGCAAUGUACUCUUUGAGGACCAAGACAGCUACCUUUGUAAUGUCACCUUGUUCAGGAAGGCAGUGGAUGACUUCAAGCACAAAGCCAGAGAGUAUAAAUUUAUGGUCCGUGACUUCCAGUACAAUGAAGAAGAGAUGAAAGCCGAUAAAGAAGAAAUGAAUAGACUUUCAACUGACAAGAAGAAACAGUUUGGGCCACUGGUUCGGUGGCUGAAAGUUAAUUUCAGUGAAGCUUUCAUUGCAUGGAUUCAUGUGAAAGCAUUACGUGUUUUUGUUGAAUCUGUUUUAAGGUAUGGUUUGCCAGUUAACUUCCAGGCAAUGCUGCUUCAGCCUAAUAAGAAAACAAUGAAGAAACUGAGGGAAGUUCUGUAUGACUUAUACAAACAUCUUGACAGCAGUGCAGCAGCUAUCAUUGAUGCAACUAUGGAUAUUCCAGGUUUAAACCUCAGCCAACAGGAGUACUACCCAUACGUGUACUACAAGAUCGAUUGUAAUUUGCUGGAAUUCAAGUAAAAGUUCCCUAACAUGACAAUCUUCUCAGUGUUGGUGUAAACAAACAGAAGUGAGGUUGAAGUAUAGUAAUACUUUUAACAUUCUACUAAUUAUAUGCUUGCUUCUUAUGUUAGGUGAAUUGAACACACCGUGGUCCAUCUCUAGACAUUUUCUUUUUAAAGAACAGUGUAGCUAACCAGCUUUUAAUCGACGAUGUCUGUAAAUGUAUAUUGAGAGAAUUGAAGUAUUUAUAAACAGAGCGAUUUAUUUAAGGAAAAGCUUAUCCCUCUUUCAUAUGGUGGUCUGUGUUAAUUCCAUUUACUGUUGUUUAUAAAAUAACCUUGUUUACAGAAGACUAGUGUAAAUGUUCAUGGCCAUUUUGUUCAUUUGAUUUAGUAGAUACAAUUGUGUUAAAGUUGUUGAACUGUGAUGUAAAGUAUGUAAAAUUGGUAUGAAAUCGUGUUUUCUGAAUGGUUUAAAAUUAUAAUUGAUGCACUGUAAACACAGGGAAAAUAAACAUACCUGUGCAAA
Molecule: messenger RNA, 1806 nt
Organism: Hirundo rustica (Barn swallow)
Lineage: Eukaryota; Metazoa; Chordata; Aves; Passeriformes; Hirundinidae
Gene: ATP6V1C1
Product: ATPase H+ transporting V1 subunit C1
Exons: 13
Coding region: 148-1296 (382 amino acids)
Biological process (GO): proton transmembrane transport
Cellular component (GO): vacuolar proton-transporting V-type ATPase, V1 domain; lysosomal membrane
Molecular function (GO): proton-transporting ATPase activity, rotational mechanism
Source: RefSeq, a predicted model, not a curated record